CGUGACCUUGUCCCAAGUCAAGUAUAGAGUCACGCUACACGCCGUGACUAUACUUUCAACGCUUCCCCACUCAAGACUUUGACCGCGAGCAUCUGGAUGACCGGACUUGCGGUACGACUUCGAGAGCCGGCAUACUCGUGACUCACGAUUCACGAUUCACGAUCCAGAUCUUGGACAGCUCGAUCACCAUCCUCAAAUGUGCGAACCGUCCGCGACUUCCGCCAGGUAAGAGCCGGACCUCACGAAGAGUCUAGGUGCAGUGCCUCGUCUGCUCAGCGUGCAUCAGCCUUUUGGGCUUUCAGCGAGGAGUCUGGCACAUUUGCUGCUCGACCUUGCUUCGCUCUGAGCCAUACUAUCUAAGGGAUCCCAGCAAAUCAGGCGACAAGGCUGAGCAUCAAAGCGAGGCGCUCCAAAGUCUUCUACAGCCGCACACAACUCCCUCCCAGAGCAGAUCCUCUAGCGAGGACGCUCUCGUCCUCACCGUGGGAUGGUGUACAUCAAAUCUUGGGUCGCAUUUCACGCGGCCGCGAUAGACCUUCAGAAAGCGCAGCCCGAGCGGACCCGCUACUUGAUCAAAGCGCACCCAGCCACGCAGUCGCUUAUUCUCAAGGUCACGGAUGAUUUCUCUACGAUCAAAUUUCGAACACGAAGUUCCAUCAUCCUCAACCGCUUUCAAGCCUUGAAUCACGAGCUCAUCGCACAAUUUGCCGGAGCACCCAAACCAACGCCGUCGGAGGCGCAGGCGGGCGCGAACAGCCAAGAUGCAGCACCUAUAACGGAAGCAGAGCAUGUAGGAUCGUCCUCAGGCGCUGGGACGGUGCAGACUGGCACUCAGGGGGGUGGGGGUGGAGGUGGUGGCGGUGGGAAGAAGAAGAAGAAGAAGGGCAAAAAGUAGAUGACUGUGGCGCACACAGCGAGCAGGUAGCGGCAACUGCAAUGGCAAGCUUUCACUAUCCAC
Molecule: messenger RNA, 958 nt
Organism: Ceraceosorus guamensis
Lineage: Eukaryota; Fungi; Basidiomycota; Exobasidiomycetes; Ceraceosorales; Ceraceosoraceae
Product: signal recognition particle, SRP9/SRP14 subunit
Exons: 3
Coding region: 488-895 (135 amino acids)
Biological process (GO): SRP-dependent cotranslational protein targeting to membrane
Cellular component (GO): signal recognition particle, endoplasmic reticulum targeting
Molecular function (GO): 7S RNA binding
Source: RefSeq, a predicted model, not a curated record